AGAUGCUGGGCCUAUGAUAGCCGAGGCGAUGACAAGCAUUGUCCCAUUACCCAAUCACAUCGCUGGUACUAUCAAGCUAUUUACAUACGCUUCAGAAAAUCGCAACGAACGGUUUGCGAGUAUGCUAUCGCUAAAAUCUUUGCUGGCGAACUGAUGGUCUUGUUUUGAUGCUUAAAUUUAAAAGCUUGUUAAAGUUGGAAACUGGCUGAACAACAGAGGACAUGAGAAAAGCUCAUGAUAUGCAAACGCGGCAAGUCGUUCCUAGACAAGCUUUCUUCCAGGAGCAAGCGCCUUUUUAUUCUACUUCUUGUGGUUUCAGCGAUUUCAACGUAUGUACUUUACGGUAACACCUCUAGAAACAACCGCACGCUGAAGGUUCCCCAUCUAAAUAGUUUGAAAAAUUUGGACAAGAAACCGACAAUUUCGUCUGAUGUCAAGUCACGGACAACGAGCCGGACUGCUCGACAAAGUUCGAAUCUAGAACACGUGUCUUCGGUAGCGUCGUCGGAUUUCAAAACAACAUUAAAUCCGAUCGAUACUUCCAGUCGAGAGCAGAAGAUUCCGUCGAAAUUUUUCGAAGAAGAAACCAAACGCAAAACUCCGGAAGAUGUUGGUCGUCGCGGUCAGAGAGGCUCCCACAUCGACAAGUACUCUAGCAAAGGCGUUGACAAGAAAGGGAAUUAUUCUCUGUCUUCGGCAUCAAAACAAGGCGAUCGGAAACAGUUGUUGAAUUUCGACAGUCAAGUUGAAGAUGAUGAAGAUAGCGAUGUUUCUGAAUUUGACCUCGAGGAGGGAGAAAAUAGGAAGCGACUUCCAAAUGCUAUCAUAAUCGGUGUGAAGAAAGGAGGAACGCGCGCGCUUCUGGAAAUUUUAAAGAUUCAUCCGAGCAUUCGAGCGUCUAGCAGCGAAGUUCAUUUCUUCGAUCGAGAUGAAAAUUACGAGCAAGGGCUCGAGUGGUAUCGCCAACAAAUGCCAACUUCGUUACCGGGUCAAGUCACAAUCGAGAAAUCACCGAGUUAUUUCAUUACUCCAACAGUACCGGAGAGAGUGUAUCGAAUGUCCAAGUCUGUUAAACUCAUUGUGAUCGUGCGCGACCCAACACGACGAGCUAUAUCGGAUUAUACGCAGUCGCUAGGACGAAAACCCGACAACCCGCCUUUUGAGGAAAUGGCAAUCAAAGAUAAUGGUGAAGUUGACGAAGACUGGAGUAAAAUCGCGUUUGGGCGUUACGCCGAACACCUCGCGCUGUGGUUGAAAUACUUCCCUUUCAGUCAAAUUCACUUUGUGAGCGGAGAAGAACUGAUCAGAAGGCCCGCGAAGGAGAUCAAACUCGUCGAACGAUUUCUCAACAUAAAACCCUUCAUUACAGAGAACAACUUCUACUUAAACGAAAGCAAAGGAUUUCCAUGCUUUGUGGGCAAAAUCUCAAACAGCGGAAUUGUGAGCAGAGCGCACUGCAUGGGUGAGACAAAAGGACGAAAACAUCCUGCUGUACACGAAGAGGUUUUGAAGCGUUUACGCGAAUAUUUUCAUCCACUUAAUGAGAAAUUUUAUUCUAUGGUGCAGCGAAACUUUAACUGGUGAGGAUCUGUUAAAACUUACGCCGAAACUAGAGAUCCGUUUGGGCUUAUAAGUAGUUGAGGUAUUUGAAGUUAAAUACUGUUUACUUUGCGAUUGAUACAAUCAUUCCGCCCGCACCAAACACAAACAUAUAAAGAAAGAAUAAGCCAGAAUUCGUAAUUUCCAUAGACUCAACAAUGGGCACUUUACAAUGUAGGAGACGCGAAUAAAAAUCUUUUGCGUGCAGUUUUUAAUUGAAAUUGACAGCUGGUCCUAUUAUUUAUUCAAUUUCACAGGCUUUAAUAUUUAUUCGCACAGGGGGCAUUUGGAAAUCAAACAAUUUGAGACAUGUACAUUCAAAGCUUAUUGAGACACUGAUAACGUACACAGUGCCAAGGGCUUUUCCGGAGAGAAGAGGUAUAUUUUUAGAAUCAGCAAGCUUACUGUCAAUUUUCUUCCUCAACAUUAGAAUGAAAUGCUCUUUGCUAUAAUUUGUAUAAAGAUUUUUAUCUCCCAAUUAGUUUCAUUCUGUACACCUGCAUGCUCCUCUGAGGGGAAUCAGCUGACUUUAAAUAUAUUUAGGUCAGUUGUAAGUAACAUUAAUUCCUCCGUCAUACAUCUUAUUAUUGAGAUUAUUUUUGGUUAGUGUAACCAAUUCUUCUGAUAAACCCAGGGAUUUAACUGUUACAACUAUUGUUAUGUACUUGCAAGAUAGUUGGAUGGUAACAACAGGCGAUUUGAUGGCGUCAUUUGACUGCAACUACCAGAAGUGUUCACUUUUUGUGUUUCUUAUGCUAAUUAGAGUAAUUGUUAUUUAAACCCCACUGGGGCUUCAAAAUUUAAAUAAUAAAGAGAAAACGAAAGGAAUUCUGGUAGUAGUAGUCAAAUGAUGACAACAUGCAAAUUUGCUAUUCUGAGAACUGCCAAAUAGGUUGAGCAAGUAGGCCAAAUGUCCAAAUUUUGUUGCCCCUCAAGGUUUGCAAUUUCAAAAAAUUCUAAUUUACAAAGGAAAUGCUGAACAAAUUCUCCAAACAUCAUAAAAUUCAGUUGAAGCAAGCAAUAUUUAAUCAAACGUGAAAAUGCCCGAGCAGUUUCUUUAUUGUUUAGUUGCACCACAUUUGCAAUCCUCAGGCUCAGUUCAGACGUUGUCCUUCUGCCAUGCCAAACUAAAUUUAGGAAUUAAGUUCGACAAAAGCAAAGCAGAAGCACGGCGCCUGAAUCAAACUUUUGAAUUAAGUACAGUGAGCAAUUAAGUUUGACAAGCUCUGCCGUGCUACACGACUCUGGCAUGGCAGCGAUUCAAACAUCAUGCUUUUGUUGCACCAAACAAAAUUCAUAACCUGUGUUAAUGUAUUUUGGCAAGAUUGUGUUCCCACGGGAAGUUAGGAAGACAAUUGUUACAGGGCAUCAGUAAAUCCUGAAUUUGGUUUGACUCUGGCAUGACAAAUGAAUCAGAGUUGUUUUCCUGCCAUGCUACAGCCGAACCAAACUGCAAUCAAGUUCAGCAUGGCAGAAGUAUGACAUCUGAACUGGGCCUCAAUGUCAAAAACAAAAUGAGAUUUAGUAGUAAAAGUUAAGACAAGUACUGUGUAAGUAGAAGGCCCAGCUUGAAACUCAAAUACCUACUCAGUGUAAAUAUGGUCAUUUCAUUAUUUUUUUAAAUUUUAUUCUGACGCCAACAAUGUGUUGUUAAGUAGCCUAAGAAAUAAAAUAGUACAGGGCAAAACAUUUUAAAAUGUUUAAAUUCUUGAAUCUGAUGUGCCUUUAAACCUGAAAAAGUUUCAUGGUAUCCUUAAGGUAAAUGUUACAGUUUAUUGAAUUUAAACAUUUGGCCCUGUGUUAUAUAUUUUUAAAAAGUGAAAUGUGUUUAUUUGUAUGGAAACCAACAUUUGGAAAGGGUGAUAUUAUGCUCUUUCACACUUACUGGGAAUCAUUAUUUUUAGAAAUUUUCCCUUAGGAUUUCUGUGAGUGAUGGAUGUAACAGUCACUGAGGAACAUUGUGUAAAUGUAGCCAUGUGUUGUGAUGCUAUGGUGCAAUGAUGAUCUACCAAAGCAAACAAAACCUUCCUACUUUGGGAAAUGGAAUCUAUCAAGGAGAGAUUUUUCCUGUGGAAGGGGAGCUACUCAACUUCAUUUUAUGAGGUGGGGGAGGUUCUGUCCUGAGGUCCACACCUGUACCAUUUUUCACAUAUAGCCCUUUCAUGUGGUGCCUGGUAGUACAUGAAGGAAACUGGUAAUUUUGGCUAAUAAUAGAGAAAUGUUUCCUAACUUUUCAGCUUUUUAAGGUGUGUCUGUUGGAAGGACCCUUUAGUGCAGUUUUCAGCUGAGUGUUAUAAAAUCAAAACUGAAGCAGUUACUCUGGGGCCAAUCACAACAGACACAGAAAAUCCACAAAACCAGUCAAAUUUCAAAGCAAAUACAUGUAGCAGACAUGAACUGUGAGAAAACAUGUGAGCAAGUCCCGAUUGGUUUUGCUUUUAUUUCUGACUUGAUGACAAAUUUUUUUCUUAAAUGACGGUUACUCCCUUAGUCUGUAAAGCAGUAGGGAAUCGUCAUCAGCCUAGGAGAUACCCCACUUUUAUAUACCUCUAAUCUAAAACGGGUCCCCCUUUUGGGACUACACCCAUCCUGGCCCACGACAUUGUGUAUUGAUUGGGCCCUAAUGAAAGCCUGAGUAUGGCAACCAUGGAAACAGGUCUACAGUUCAUCAGUGGCAGUUUAGUAGUAACAGUAUGGCUUUGAAUAAUUUAUUUAUAGAAUACUGUGGUCUGCUAUUUAAAGAAACCAUUACUUUCAUCGAGUCUAGUCAAAAUUUAAUUUUUUUAUGCACUGUGUAUUAAUAAAACAAUUCAGACCAAGCAAUUUAUUUGUUUCCAUGUGUGGUGCAAAAUAAAAAGAGAGCGAGUGAAAAUUAA
Molecule: messenger RNA, 4475 nt
Organism: Orbicella faveolata
Lineage: Eukaryota; Metazoa; Cnidaria; Anthozoa; Scleractinia; Merulinidae
Product: heparan sulfate glucosamine 3-O-sulfotransferase 1-like
Molecular function (GO): [heparan sulfate]-glucosamine 3-sulfotransferase activity
Source: RefSeq, a predicted model, not a curated record